Molecule: messenger RNA, 1311 nt
Organism: Trichomycterus rosablanca
Lineage: Eukaryota; Metazoa; Chordata; Actinopteri; Siluriformes; Trichomycteridae
Gene: ucmaa
Product: upper zone of growth plate and cartilage matrix associated a
Exons: 5
Coding region: 418-825 (135 amino acids)
Biological process (GO): regulation of osteoblast differentiation; embryonic skeletal system development
Cellular component (GO): extracellular matrix
Source: RefSeq, a predicted model, not a curated record
AUUUGCUGGAGCAAGAAUAAUAGUCUAGUGUUUUUGAUAUCUUGACCUGCUUGCCAUAAUUUUAGUAAAUGGAACUCUUUUUGCUACUGCAGACAAUAAACAAAUAUCCUCUGGCAAAAUAGAAGCAUGUAGUCAUGUUUAAAACCCAGUGGAAGCAUUAAAGAGGGUCCUACUCUAUAUUAAUGCUUUUAGAUUUGAAAUUCAACACACACUGGUACCAAAUGUGUGGACAAAGUGAUUAUCAAUGGCAGUUUCUUAUUUACACUUUUUGUACUCUUCCUCAGUCCCUCAAAAUGCAGCUCGUUCCCUCCCUCCCUUUAUCCCAUCCCCUAUACUUGUUAUACUCUCCCACCUUCCACCAGGUCUGACGGUGGUUGUGGUACCUGCAGCACGUACUCCUCCAUGCAUGCAUAAACUAUGGCUUGGCUGCACUUCGUUCUGCUAACCCUGCUGCCCACCCUUAUCAUCCUAGCUGUGUCACCUGGGGUAGAAAGUGCUGCAGUCAAGGAUGAAAAACACAGUAAACCUGAGGGAUCAUCAAGGCAGGUCUUUGUGCCAGCAUCAGAUGCAUCAAACUUUUUUAAACGUCGUGGCCGCAGAUCCCCAAAACUGUAUGCAGAGUACGUUGCGGAGCAGCAAGUGCAGUUGGCUGUCACUGAGCGUAGGAGGGAGUACUAUGAGGAACAGAAGAAUGAGUAUGAGAACCAUGUGGAGGAGGUGCGAGAUGAGCAGUACGAGAGAACCCGGGAGAAGACAGAACAGUAUCGCGAGUAUCAGUACGAUGGGCUCUACCCACAAUAUCCUCACCACCGUCCCUAUGUCUGAGCAUGCUCAUAGACUAAAUAUCACUCAGAAAUGAGCCACCUCUUAAAAUGAUUUGGUUUUUUUCUCUUGAUUUGUUUACACUGCUUAUCAUGAAGGCAGUGAACAUAUUCUUUAUAAUAUUAACAUUUUUAAGUAAUUCAAGCUGUAUUUGAUAUACUUGUUAUGUACUUGAAAAAAUAUAUCACCUUUUAAUUACAAGUUGUAAUGUAAUAAAAUGACUAGGUGGUGUGUAAGGAUUUAACUGGUUUUGGAAUGAUCUGACAGUCAGUAGCAUAACUGACAAAUUUAAAAUAAAAUGAAUAUUGCUUAAUGAAAAAAAGUUCACACUAACUGACCCUCUGUGAUAGGAGAGAUUGGCCCACUAACACAGUCUUGUUGAAAAUGGGCUAAAUCACCACUGUUUUCAGUUGCACGAAUCUGCAUGUGUGGAAUAACCAUCAGAUUCACUUUGAAAGCCUCCACAGGUAUCUGUGUUUAACUGGAUUU